Molecule: messenger RNA, 846 nt
Organism: Psilocybe cubensis
Lineage: Eukaryota; Fungi; Basidiomycota; Agaricomycetes; Agaricales; Agrocybaceae
Exons: 2
Coding region: 1-846 (281 amino acids)
Source: RefSeq, a predicted model, not a curated record
AUGUUAUCCGAGUCUAUAACGCGCCAACUCGAAGAACUUCAACUCAUUAAAUGUUCAUUGCUUCCUGAUGAAGAACUCAGAUUUAUCGACGACAAUUCUGGAUGGACCGAAGCGUUAGAUGCAUAUUCCCUAGAUCCAGAUUCUACUCACCGCCUGGAAUCCCCAGCGCUCUUCAGCAUACGUCUUAUUGGCUAUAAAACAUGGUUUGAAGUUGCGUUUUCUGCCGCAGGGGGGAGAGGGAGUGCUGUAUCUGUCAAGGGCGAGGAUAUGUCGCGCUCCCAACAAGACUGGUGGAACUCUUUCAUUUCCAACAAAUUGGAGGAAAUCUCAGACUCGGAGUUCCCAAUUUAUCAACUCGUCUCCUUACAUUUGCUUCCGCUACUGCACGAAGAACACGAACGUCAUUGCGGCACUGACAACUCUCCCUUACCAGCAUCUGCUAUAGGGCGGUCUCCUGUCGAACCCUACCAUGUCCUGUUCACAUCUCAUCACCUAAUAUCCCCUAAUAAACGACGUUCUUUACAACAGUGGUCAUCCUCCUUGUCUCUGACUGGCUUUGCCAAAGUGGGCUACCCUGGCGUUAUCUACGCUCAAGGAGAUCGCCAGAACAUCGAAGAGUUUGUUGAGAAUGUCAAGGCCAUGCAAUGGCUUGCUUUGAAAGUGCGAUUUGUCGAACCUCUGCAGCCACGCGAAUGCGAUCGGACACUGCUUGAUGAUGAUUCAACGGAAGGGCACCCUCGCUGGAAAGAGUUUCAAAAAGUUGGCAAAGUUGUUGAGGAAAUGAGGAGAAUUGGCAGAGAAGAGUAUGUUGUUGAGAUGGGAAUUGGAAGUACUGGCACAAAAUGA